AUGCCUUUGCUUGCUGAAAGCAGCAAGGGAGAUUUACUGCUCCGCUUGGGAUUUCUGUGUGCCCGUAAAAGCCUUGGGAAGCUCGGAAACUCUCUAGUAAAAGCAUGUACUUGUGAUGAUGCUGACCAAAAUCAAGGUCUAAGGCCGUAUGUGUUGGCAGAGUCCCACCGCCCCGAGCGAAAUAUGAGCACCUCUGGUCACUGGCCGCCCCGGAGCACAAAGCAGCUCCAGGAGGAGCCACCAGCCAGCUCCCUAGGACAGAUUAAGUUUAACCCCACGGUGCGACACAUCGUGAUUAACGAGCACAGGGACGUCACGUUCAAUUGCUCCAUAAAAGUGCCUCAGGUGCUGCUCAGGCCGGACACUCCAAGCAUUUCCUUGUGGAAGGAUGGAAGGGAGCUCCACUUGCUGGACCGCAUCGCCACCAGCCACUUUGAGAUCUCUGAUGAGGAGGAGGUGGCAAUGACCUCUACCUUCAGCAUCCUUGCCACGCAGCGCUCGGAUAACGGCUCCUAUGUCUGCAAACUCAACAUCUCUGGCACGGAGGUGGUGUCAGAUCCCAUCUCGGUGCAGCUGGAAGGGCUCCCACACUUCAUCCGCCAGCCGGAGAAGCUGAAUGUCACCAAGAACAGCCCCUUCAACCUCACGUGCCAAGCUGUGGGCCCGCCGGAGCCUGUGGAGAUCUACUGGUUCCGCAACAACGUCCGCGUCAAUGAGAAGCCACACAUCUCCCCAUCAGUCCUGACUGUGCCAGGUCUGAAUGAACCAGCACUGUUCAGCUGUGAGGCUCACAACAGUAAAGGCCUGACGGCCUCCAACCCGGGGCAGGUCAACGUGAAAGGAAUACCAUCUGCACCCACCAGUGUGCAUGUCCUGAACCAGACAGCCCACGGUAUCCUGAUAUCCUGGGUGCCAGGCUUCGAUGCGUUCUCUGCCUUGAGCAGCUGCAGUGUCCAGGUCAAGGAAGCUGUUCCACAAAGCAACAUCUCAUUUCUGCUCUUCAACACCUCGGUGCCUCCCCACGUGUAUCACAUCCAGCAGCUGGGGCCCAUGGAGGACUAUAGCAUCCGUGUUUCCUGCGGGAAUGAAGUCGGCUGGUCAGCGUUUAGCCCCUGGAUAACUGCCAGCACCACUGAGGGAGCUCCCACCACCCCACCCCUGAAUGUCACGGUGUCGUUCAAUGAAUCCAUCUCCUCCCUGGAGAUCCGAUGGGUGAAGCCGCCCCUGGGGAGGAUCCACGGGGAGCUGCAGGGCUAUCACAUCUGGUACAGGUGGCAGAACUCCAAGGGGUUGCAGAACAUCUCAGCCCAAGCCUGGCAGAAUGCCAGCGUGGCCAUCCUGCCCGUGGUUGCCACCAAUGCCACCUGCUCCAUCGCAGUGGCCGCUGUCACCAAGGGGGGAGUGGGACCUUUCAGCAGCCCAGUGAACAUCUUCAUCCCUGACAAUGGAUUAAUAACCUCAGCCACCUCUUCAACUCCAGCCUUGGGGAAUGGAGACUCCUUUAUUGUAGCCCUGGGCUUCAUCUGUGGGACGAUUGCUGUCGGGCUGGUCCUCUGCUUGUCUGUGGUCAUUCAGAAAAGAUGCACAGAAACAAAAUACGGGAAUGCUUUCAGCCGAAACGACUUGGAGCUGGCAGUGAGCUACACAGCCAAGAAGUCCUACUGCCGGAGAGCUGUUGAACUUACACUGGGCAGCCUGGGUGUCAGCAGUGAGCUCCAGCAGAAGCUGCAGGAUGUUGUUGUGAACAGAAACGCCCUUAGCCUGGGGAAGGUGCUGGGAGAGGGGGAGUUCGGGUCAGUGAUGGAGGGACAUCUCAGCCAGCCCGAAGGUGCCCCACAGAAGGUGGCCGUGAAGACCAUGAAGCUGGAUAACUUCUCCCAAAGGGAGAUAGAAGAGUUCCUCAGUGAAGCAGCGUGCAUGAAGGACUUCGACCACCCCAAUGUCAUCAGGCUUCUAGGCGUGUGCAUCGAGCUGAGCUCCCAGCAGGUCCCCAAGCCCAUGGUGAUUCUUCCAUUCAUGAAAUACGGUGACCUGCACAGCUUCCUCCUUCGCUCGCGGCUGGAGAUGGCCCCGCAGUUUGUGCCCCUGCAGACGCUGGUGAAGUUCAUGGUUGAUAUCGCCCUGGGGAUGGAGUAUCUGAGCAGCCGGCAGUUUCUCCACAGGGAUUUGGCAGCUCGAAACUGCAUGUUACGGGAUGAUAUGACGGUGUGCGUGGCAGACUUUGGGUUGUCCAAGAAGAUUUACAGCGGUGAUUACUACCGCCAGGGCCGGAUAGCCAAGAUGCCAGUGAAGUGGAUCGCCAUUGAGUCCCUGGCUGACCGUGUCUACACCACCAAGAGUGACGUGUGGGCAUUCGGCGUCACUAUGUGGGAGAUCGCCACCCGAGGGAUGACGCCCUACCCAGGGGUGCAGAACCACGAGAUCUACGAGUACCUCUUCCAUGGGCAGCGCCUGAAAAAGCCCGAGGGCUGCUUAGAUGAGCUCUAUGAAAUAAUGUCUGCGUGCUGGAGAGCUGACCCUGCUGCCCGUCCGACGUUCUCGCAACUGAAGGUCCACCUGGAGAAGCUGCUGGAAAGCCUACCCAAAGGAUCCAGAGACAUCAUCUACAUCAACACCAGCCUGCCCGAGGAGAGCCCGGAUUCCACCCAGGAUUCAGGCUUCCCCCAAGCAGACUCUGAUUUGGACCCUGGCGAUGCUGGCGAGCCCUGCCCUGCCCAAGCCUCGGCAGCACUGGUGGCUGUGGAUGUCCACCACAGUGACCCGUGGGGGACGAGGUAUGUCCUGGAGGAGCAGCUCAGCGGCCUGGUGGAGGAGGCCUACGUCCCACUGCUGCCUGAGGGGACAGGGACAACUGGCGAGGACUCGGCAUGGAGCCAGGCCAGCACCUUGCCUGCUGGCAGCUCACUGGUGUCUGGGCUGGCAGAUAGCUGCCUGGAGGACUCCGAAGUGCUGCUGUGA
Chaetura pelagica (chimney swift) is the source of this 2958-nucleotide messenger RNA. RefSeq names its product MER proto-oncogene, tyrosine kinase (gene MERTK). Lineage: Eukaryota; Metazoa; Chordata; Aves; Apodiformes; Apodidae. Gene Ontology annotation, molecular function: ATP binding; transmembrane receptor protein tyrosine kinase activity; protein binding. The transcript is spliced from 19 exons. The record is from RefSeq and is a predicted model, not a curated record. The coding region runs from base 1 to 2958 and encodes 985 amino acids. Gene Ontology annotation, cellular component: signaling receptor complex. Gene Ontology annotation, biological process: positive regulation of kinase activity; nervous system development; cell migration.